AGUUAAGCAGACAGUCUUUUCCUCCACUGUCGUGGAAAGAAAAUCCCUGUCUAGGCAUGGGCCUGAGCACACAGCACUGAGAAGGGAAUGAAAACUAUACACAUGGUGAUUAUCUUUAGACAGAAAGUAAUUAGAAGAAGUCGGACUACCGACACAGAUUCUGUGGUGGAUGUUAGAGAGACUGAGGAGCUCCAGCACUGCAUGAGAUCACCAACAGAAAGUGCCUUUCAGACAACAUCUCCAACUUGAACCUGCUCUGGUCCAUAUGUGCAUGGAAAGCCAACGCUCCCUUUAAGGCCAGGUCUGAGCUGUGACAGGGGAUACCUCAGCUGCAAAUCUUCAGUAGCCUCCAAUUCAAUUCUGAACGACUCCAGUGGCUAAGAAAUCCAAGAGGAAAGCAUUAUUGUGGAGAGGAGAACUGUCAAAGCACAAAGAGCUGACAAAUUAGAAGUUGGCAAAGUCAAUACCAAGCACAUCUUCGUUAAUAUUCUAUCAAAGAGCUCCAUUGCCUCGAAAUACUAUAUUGAGAGUGUUCUUGUCAGUGGAGGAGGAGAGACACUUGGGGGUGUCACAGAGCAAGCCCCUCAACCUUUUCAGAGGUCUGCCAUAGGUGCAAACUGAUUGAUGAGUGAUUGAUCGUUAAUCGAUUAGCCUUCCUCCCGGCUUAUGCUGCGAGGGCCUGUCUAGUUGCUACAUAUGAUUUGAGAACUUUUAAAACACAAAUAAAACAGAGCCAAAAGUUGUGAACUUUUUUACGUGAGGCCAUUUUUGAGUUAGAGUCAACCGAUAUAUUGAGCUUGCAGCGUUUAAUUGGAACCUCUUAACAUGGCUCUGAAUAUAUCUUCGAUAAGAGACACAAAAUGGCUGACGUUGGAAGUUUGUCGGCAGUUUCAGAGAGGAACUUGCUCACGGAGUGAUGAGGAAUGCAAAUUUGCACACCCACCAAAGAGCUGCCAGGUUGAAAACGGAAGAGUUAUUGCCUGCUUUGACUCGCUAAAGGGUCGAUGUUCAAGAGAAAACUGUAAGUACCUUCAUCCACCUUCGCAUUUAAAAACCCAGCUAGAGAUUAACGGACGCAACAACCUCAUCCAGCAGAAGACGGCAGCAGCCAUGCUGGCCCAGCAGAUGCACUUCAUGAUCCCAGGCACGAGCAUGCAGCCUGUAGUAAGUUACUCAUAUUCAGUACCUACGUUCAAUAUGAACCAGGGGCUUGGUACAAGCCCUGGUCUCAGCUACUCUCCAUAUCUUACACCCAUGACCUCUAUGAGCCAUGGGAUGAGCCUGAUGCCCACCGAGAUGCUCCCCAGUACCCCAGUGAUGGUCCCUGGAAGCCCCGGUGUCACAGUCCAGAGCUCCAACUCGUCCUCCUCUUCCCCCUCACAGAAGCUGCUGCGCACCGACAAACUGGAGGUGUGUCGCGAGUUCCAGCGGGGGAACUGUGCGCGAGGCGAGACUGACUGCCGCUUCGCCCACCCCAGCGACAGCCCCAUGAUCGACACCAGCGACAACACAGUCACCGUCUGCAUGGACUACAUCAAGUCGCGCUGCUCCAGGGAGAAGUGCAAGUACUUCCACCCCCCUGCUCACUUACAGGCCAAAAUCAAAGCCUCUCAACACCAGGUCAACCAAUCGGCCGUGGCAGCCCAGGCAGCAGCUGCAGCCAUGACUCAGUCGACUGCCAAAGCAAUGAAGCGACCCCUCGAGGCAACUGUAGACCUGGCGUUCCCCCAUGGCUGCCUGCAGCCCCUACCAAAGAGACAAGCACUGGAGAAGAGCAACGGGGCCAGCUCCUUCUUCAACCCCAGUAUGUUGCACUACCAGCAGGCUCUGGCCAAUGCACAGCUCCAGCAGACGUCUGCGUUCUAUCCCGCAGAUCAUCCUAAAGUAACCUACAAGAAAGGAACAGAGUGUCAAGACGCUCCCCUUAGAGGCCCUAAACAGCCCUUCUGUAAAUACUACUUUUGCUCCACACGAGAACUACAGCAACCUGCAUGCUGAGAAGAAGAUUACUGAGGAAAUGUAGAACAUUGAGCUAUGUUAAAAUAUACAAAUUAUAUACCUGUAUUGCUAGGACUAAUCUCGUUACUGAUAUGUAAAUGACUGAUUUAUUAUAUGUAUACACACAUGAUUGGAGAUUGUGAAGAUUUAAUCGUAAAGGUAUUCAACGAUGACUUUUAUUUCCUUUUUAAUGUUUUGUUAAAAGUGCACAACACUCAUCUAAUUCAAAAUGUAAUUUUUUUAGCAGAAAAUGAUUGUGCAUCUAAGUGCUUGAUUGCUUUUAUUUAAAACACAGACCAUUGGAAAGCGCUCUUGUUUAUACACCGUAUACAAAUUGCAUUUGGCUUGUGAGUGUCCUUCUUGCUCUUGUAAAGGACGAAUGUGACAGAGGAUAGCAUGUUGUUGUUUACCUUGUGGUUAUUCUCUGAGUACAGGAUCACUGCUCCCCCUCCUGGUGUGCCUUGGCCUCUCUACGGAGGAAUAACCAAUUGAGUGAGCCUCAGCAAACCCAAUGAUAAUUGCAGAAAAUGAAUUAAUGUACCUUAUGGCAGUGAUAUAAUCAGCCACUAAUUCCAGAAAUGAUAAAGGAAUCUAGCUACCACGGUUUCCAAGUUUCUGUCUGCGCUGCACUGUUUGCGCUAUGUCUCUUCGGUCAAGGUUUUAGUUGAGCCUUGUCUUGGCAUCCAUCAAAUAAACACCAUAUACCAGAUGUUGUGCCAAUGACCUAGCAGAGUGAUGGGUGGGCUGAAAAUAAGCCACUUUAGAGGAACUGAAAGGCUGAGUGAGUGUCUGCCGAGCUGUCACAGACAUGUGACGGGUUAGGUGGUCGUAGUGCAGAGGCCACAGACAUUAAAGAGGGAGCAGAAUGAUAAGACUUCAAAAGGAAAGACAUGUGGUGAUCCUUUGUUAAAAAGGCUGACGUACACGUGCAAGGAAACCUUGCGGUGACUCGAGGUCACUUAUUAAUCCUGUCUUAUUUGAACUGUAGAAGUGCCUAAAGUAAUGUACAUAACAAGCAUCUUGAAAAGGCUCUGUGUGAGAAAUAUUCAACUUUGAGUAGAAAACCCCUCAGUUUCGCAACGUACUCCAUGGCCUCACAAUAAAUACAAUGAACAACUGUUUGUGUGAGGUGAAUUCAGUGCAUUGGUAGUCUUUGUACACUGGGUUAGUUUUAGUGCUUUAACCUUUCAUUUACUUUCAAGUUUCAAUAUCUGGCAGAUCGGAACAUGGCUGCUUUGGCAUGAAGUUCAUUGAUUGUUCAUUGUGUAAAAUGGUUUAGCUUAAUUCUUAAUGAGUUGAAAGUAGUUUGCAACUAAAAAGUGAUUGGAGAUGAGUUUGGAGAACCGGAUAUGUGUUGUGGUUCUAUGUUGGUAACUCAUUUGUCUCUAUAUACAACCGUCUUUACAACCAUAUCCUCGUGUUUAAUGCGUUGUUAUCAUAGUCUGUCUAACGUCUUUCGAGUAGAAUGUAUCACAGUAAAUGUUUUAGUGGUAGGACGUAGUCACAUAACUAAUCACAUUGUGCAAUGAAUCUCAUAUAACUCUACAUGUGUUUUUGUCAAAGCUUCAUUGUAUAUACAAACUGCACUUACAAACACAGACAGAUUUACCCACCAAUGCACCUGUGCAAAGUCUACACCAGUUAUUUACAGUAGGAUAUAAAAGGCAAAACCAAGCUAAAAACAUGGAACUAUUUACAAUGAUCGACAUGUAACAUUAUUUUACCUUUUGCUUAAACUUUUAUGUUUUAUUUGCUCUUGAAAAUAACAGUUAAAAACUUCACACAGGUGCAAACUCUAAAUCUUGCCCACAGUCUUUCAUUCUCCAUUUUCAUUUUCUGUGUGAGUGAAAUCAGUAUGCUUAAAAAAUCUCAUCAGUAUCGUGAUAUUGUCAUGGUGUUUGAUCAACUCAGACAAUCCACAGAAAACUAAAAUGAUGCAUGUUCUUACCAUCUUUGUCCUUUUUCAUUACUUUUCAUUUACUUUUCAGAAAAGUUCAUUUUUAUGUUCUGUUUGAUGGAAAUAUAUGGAAUUUACUUAUUUGUUUAACAUUAGUUAUAGAACAAUGUUGUAUUCUAUUUUAAAAUGAAUGUAAUUUAUUAAGCUGAGCUUUGCUCUGCUGGCGGUUAUUCAAAUGACCUGUCCUGUCACGUUAGCCUAUGAAAAGCCGUCUGUGACCAGGGAUGGAAUGUUGGAGCUACCAAUGGCAAGCUUCCACAUCUCAUCCUUGUCACUGCCUUGUCACCUAUACAGGACAACACACUGCAGUACGAGCAAGGCUGUAGAAUUGCUUUUAUUAUGUAUAAAAACAGUUUAUUGUAUAGGUCACAGUCUACCAAAAAAAUUAACAUUUAAGUAAAUUUACUUUUCAUUGUAGUACGGUAUAAUUUCAUAACUAUAUUAAUUUGUCUCUGUGGCAACCUAAAGUUGCAAUGACGGAAGCUCUGUAUUUUUGUAAAUGAUGUAAUUGUUACGUUUUCUAGAGCACUGUAACACACUAGAUUGUAUUGCCAGAAUCUGAACAUUUCCUAUUUUAUGGCAAAAUUAUAUACGACAAUAUUUUCAGUAUCAUAUAAUGCCUUUGUAUUACAGUAGUAUAUUCCUUUUGCAUUUGACAGCCUACCCAUGACACUUAAAUGUCCCUAAAUACAUGCUCUAAUCUAUUCUACCAAAAAUGAGCUCUCUAAAGUCCUCUUACAAAGCAUCCCUAGACUCAUAAAGGCAAGGGGACACUCAAAAAGCUGUGUUUUGAUGGUUGUUCAGCUGUUUAGAAUUGCACUUUGUUCCCAGAAUAAAGUUAUUUUUACACCGCAGAAAAAGUAUGUUAAACAUGUAGUCAUGGGUAUGGCUAAUCUGGCAGUGAUACUCUUAAAUUAUUUCAAUUGUUCACCGAAGGCAUCUUUCACAAAAAAAUGCUCUUUGAAAACGGAUGUUAAUUUUAAUGGUAAUUUCAACUCAAGUUUUGCUCAAUGUUUCCAAUGUUAUUAUAGCUAGAUACAGCUGUACCUGAAAGUUAGUUGAGGUUGUAGACCACCCAAUCAAAAGAGUUGGACAGUCAGAAUGUGUUCACUUUUACUGACACAAUGGUAACAUGAUUCCUACCCACUGGGCACAGACUUCAAUUGAACGUAUAUUCCAUGUUGGUUCAACGUAAUUUUGUUGAAAUUAGGUGGAAACAACGUUGAUUUAACUAGUGUGUGCCCUGUGGGUAAGCACUUUCUGAACAGUUGGUAAACUGAGCAGACAAACUUAUUAGUGAACGUUGCCUUACCUUUGAUGUAUUGUUCUUAAGUUGUUAUGUGUUAGGGUUCAUUAAAUAUAAGGAUUGUAUUUAGUCUAUUGCAAUUAGUGAAAUAUGCUGUUUUAAUUCUCACUACAGACAUUUUCAUUUUGAGGCCAAAAUGGUAGAUUGUAAAGAGUGCCGUCAAACACUUUACUGAGAAAAGCUUGAUGAUGAGAAAACUGGCGGGUGCCAUUCUAAAUGGCUGUGGUACAGUUACUGCAGAGUUGUGUUUAAACUGCUGUGCCAGUGCCACACAUGGUUCCAUCGGUAAUGCCAUCUCUUUAACAGAGGGGAAAAGUACAAACCCUUACUCAUUUUGAAUCUGUUCAUGUGGCAAUUUUUUUAUGUUUUAUUUGUGCAUAAUUAUGUGCUCUUUUAUGAUAUAUAUAUAUAUAUAUAUAUAUACAGUAGUUUUGUUUUGUGUAAAAUCUAAUGUAAAAA
Molecule: messenger RNA, 5720 nt
Organism: Salvelinus namaycush (lake trout)
Lineage: Eukaryota; Metazoa; Chordata; Actinopteri; Salmoniformes; Salmonidae
Product: muscleblind-like protein 2a
Exons: 8
Coding region: 826-1998 (390 amino acids)
Molecular function (GO): metal ion binding
Source: RefSeq, a predicted model, not a curated record